This is a messenger RNA of Etheostoma spectabile (orangethroat darter), 2178 nucleotides long. RefSeq names its product solute carrier family 25 member 34 (gene slc25a34). NCBI's taxonomy places the organism in Eukaryota, Metazoa, Chordata, Actinopteri, Perciformes, Percidae. The coding region runs from base 492 to 1517 and encodes 341 amino acids. The transcript has 6 exons. The record is from RefSeq and is a predicted model, not a curated record.
CACCCCCCUCUUUGACCAACCAUAACCUUUUACCCAGAGAGCUCCUAUAGGACCAGAGCUGGGGGCAGUUUAGAGUUUAGAGCCAUUUGAUUGGUGCAGCAUCGGACAGAUGGUGAGGUAGAGAGGACUCAAACUGUAUUGGCUCUGGUAAGAGUGAAAGGGAGGAGACUUUCACAAUGAAUGUGCUGAAGACACAUGUUUACAAUGAUGGGGAAGAGGGGGGAAAUGGAGCUGCACAUGAUCACCAAAACACAAUGGUGCCACUUUUAAACAGACUGACAGAAAAUCAUUGCAGAAGGACACCAAAGAGGCGCGUUGACCUGCAGAAUCAAGGGAAAAAUAUAACAAGAAGUUAGAUGAGUUAUCACACAGCUGAUGAAAGCAUUUGUUUCUGACUGUUCUGUACCAAGUACAACACCCUCUUCUUGUUCCGUAACAAACUGACACAAGGGGAACAAGUCAUCACAAGGACUACCAAACACUCCCCAGGGAUGACCAGUGCUCAGCUGUUGAAGACUUCACCAGAAGAGUCUGUGUUUGGUGCCCAGCCUUCCAGGAUGGCAUCCACUGGUGGUGUCCUCGGCUCCUCACCUCCCCCCGCAGCUGUCUGGCCUCCUCUUGACUUUGCACUGGGCGCUCUUUCCUGCUGCGCAGCCUGUGUGUUCACCAAUCCCCUGGAGGUUGUAAAGACCCGUCUGCAGCUUCAGGGAGAGCUGCGUGCACGGGGGUCCUACCAGAGACACUAUCGUGGAGUUCUGCAGGCCCUCUGGGUGGUGGGCCGCACAGACGGGCUCCGGGGCCUGCAGAAGGGGCUCUCAGUCGGGCUGAUUUACCAGGGUGUGAUGAACGGUGUGAGGCUGGGCUCCUACUCGUACUGUGAAGCUCUGGGUUUCACCUCGUUCUACGGGGGGAGUCUGCUGUCGGGGGCAGGGGUCGGGGCGCUGGGUGCCUUAAUUGCUUCUCCUGCCUACCUGGUGAAGACCCAGCUGCAGGCUCAGACUGUGGAAGCCAUAGCAGUAGGCCACCAGCACAAGCAUCUGGGAGUGUCUGACGCCUUCGUUACCAUCUAUAGAAGAGACGGUUUAAUUGGUCUUUGGAGGGGUGUGAACGGGGCCGUGCCUCGAGUGAUGGUGGGAUCAGCUGCUCAACUGGCAACAUUCACCUCGGCCAAGGACUGGGUGUCACAUUCCCAGUGGUUUAGUCCAAACAGCUGUCUUACGGCUUUGAUAGCCGCCAUGAUCAGUGGAGUCGCUGUGGCGAUCAGCAUGACACCAUUUGACGUCAUUAGUACACGGCUCUACAACCAGCCAGUGGAUGAGUUUCAUAAAGGCCGUCUGUACAAUGGAUUUUCUGAUUGUAUGCUGAAGGUGUGUCAAGCUGAGGGCCUGCUGGGGUUGUAUAAAGGCAUGGGCCCUGUCUUUGUGCGCUUGGCCCCACACACAGUGCUCAGCAUGCUGUUCUGGGAUCUCAUGAGGCAACAGACAGUGAAGAACAACCAGAGCCAGGGAAUGAGCUAAAACAUCCCUGCGCAUGAUUGACUGAACCCAGUCACAACUAUUGAAGUUGAAGCAGAACGAUAGAUAAGAAGAUUGAUACAAUUCUCAUGUCUGUACAGUAAAUAUGAAGCUAUACAACCAGCAGCUAGCUUAGCAUAAAUACUGUAAACAGGAGAAACCGCUGGUCUGGCUCUGUCGAACUGUAAUAAAAUCCAACAGCAGCACCUCUGAAACUCACUAAUUAACAUAAAUGUAUCUGAAGUGUUGCUUUACAGGAGUUAAUCAUGACAGUAACCUCCUGGAGGCUCUGCUGUCAACUGCUAAAGGCCAAGAAACAUAACAUAACUCCCAUCCAUAAAACAGAAAAUUGUCGUUUCUCUUUUUUUUUAGUGGGCUGUCUAGGUGCUGGUAGGUAGAUUUUAGAAUGUAACUUUAUAGUCAUUGUUUCACAACAACGAAGCACAGUUUAGCAGCUCUCAGUUUAAAAAACACACAAAUAGAAAAAAAUCUAGAAAUAGCAAAUAUAUCACAAUUUAAAUAUAUAAAAUAAAGAUAAAUAAACAUGAUGAGGUGGCACUAUAUUUUUGUAGUUUUGGACAGAACCAGGCUAACUGCUUUCCCCCUGUUUCCAGUUUUUGUGCAAAGCUAGGCUAACCACCCACUGGCUGUAGCUUCUUAUUUA